CGCCAUGGAGAAGGGAUCCAGCUCCUCGGCCAGCAGCCCGGUGCCUUUGACCUCCUCCUCCACGGCCACCUUCAAGGAGGAGUUGCUGUGCCCCAUCUGCUACGACCCUUUCCGGGAAGCCGUCACCCUUUGCUGCGGCCACAAUUUCUGCAAAAGCUGCGUGAGCCGUUCAUGGGAGCACGGGAAUCAUGUCUGUCCCGUCUGCAAGGAGGCCUCCUCCUUCGCUGACCUCCGCAUCAACCACACGCUCAACAACCUGGUGGAGAUGAUCCUCAAGGAAGAAGGGAAGCACCGGGGCCGGGCCACCGCCCUCUGCCCCUUGCAUCAUGAAAAAGCCAAACUUUUCUGCCUGGAGGAUAAGGAGUUGGUGUGUUUCGUCUGCCAGAGCUCCAAGCAGCACGAGGGGCACAAGAUGCGGCCGGUGCAGGAGACAGCGGAGGAUUUCAGGGCCAAGCUGAAGAACAUGGAGACCUCCCUGCGGGACAAGGCGAAGAAUUUUGGGACCGUCCAUCGCUCCUACGAGUCCAUCUUCAAACACAACCAGAGGGAGGCGGUGCGGCUGGAGGAGCAGAUCAAGAGGGAGUUUGAGAAGCUGCACGAGUUCCUGCGGGGCGAGGAGAAGGCGCUGCUGGAGCAGCUGCAGGAGGAGGCGGGGCACAAGCGCAGCUUCCUGGAGGAGAAGAUGAAGCGGCUGGGGGAGGAGAGCCGGGCCCUGCUCAACGAAGCCCGACAGCUCCAGGAGGACCUCAAGGAGGACGACUACACCUUCCUCAUGAGCCACAAGAACCGCAAGCGCAGGAUCGCCUGCACGGCCGAGGAACCAGAGGCUGUGCCCUUGGGGAUGCUCCUGGAUGUCGCCAAGUACCUGGGCUCGCUGCAGUACAACGUCUGGAAGAAGAUGCUGGACACCAUCACCGUCGUCCCCUUCAGCUUUGACCCCAACUCAGCAGCGGGGUGGCUCUCGGUGUCCGAGGAUCUCUCCAGCGUCACCAACGGGGGGUACAAGCUGCUGUUGGAGAACCCCGAGCGCUUCGCCUCCGCCCCCUGCAUCCUGGGCUCCCGCGGCUUCUCCAGCGGCUUCCACACCUGGGAGGUGGACCUG
Molecule: messenger RNA, 1102 nt
Organism: Mesitornis unicolor (brown roatelo)
Lineage: Eukaryota; Metazoa; Chordata; Aves; Mesitornithiformes; Mesitornithidae
Gene: TRIM35
Product: tripartite motif containing 35
Exons: 6
Biological process (GO): innate immune response; positive regulation of apoptotic process
Molecular function (GO): zinc ion binding
Source: RefSeq, a predicted model, not a curated record